GAGAUGAAGAAAAUGGCAGCCCCCUGAGUGGAGAAAAUGAUAUAAUUUUAAACUAAAAAAAAAGACAACUUUAAAAUGUUGCGAUCUGUUCUUAGGAUAGCCUCUUCACAAUGUUCAUCAUUACUUUUUUCAUCUAGAAUAGCAGCUACACCAGCUUCACUUAAAAUUCAGAAUUAUUCUACCUCAGAGGAGAAAGUUGAAGAGUCCAGUGAGAAAACUGCAUCACCAGAAAAUGUUUGGUCUGAGGCUGAUUUUGGACAAACUUUUCCAAAUAAAGACACAGCAUCAAUGCUAAUAAAUGAUGUGCCAUUUUGUGAAUUACCUAUAAUACAUAUAAAAGCUACAUCUAAUAACACUAUAUUAUCAGUAACAGACCAUAAAGGAGUUGUGAUGUAUUCAGAGACAUGUGGUACUGUUGGAUUUAGAAAUGUAAAAAAAGGAACCAAUAUUGCUGCCCAAGCUGCAGCUAUAUCAAUAGCACAGAAAUUAGCUCGUGGUAAAGGUAUUAGAGUGGUCAGAAUUAAUGUAAAAGGAUUUGGAGCUGGAAGAUUGGCAUCAAUGACAGGUUUUAAGAUGGCUGGUGUCACUAUGGUAUCAAUAACUGAUAGUACCAAAUUACCACAUUGUGGUAAUAAACCAAAAAGAAAAAGACGUAUUUAGUAAAACAUAUGAAGACAUUUAUUUAGAAACUUUAGUAUUUGAGCUAAUGAGUGAUCUUACUGAUUUUGUGGAGAUGAUGAGCAUGUGAGAUAAUCAUUUGAACUUUGACCUUUUAUUCGGGACAAUAUUUAUUAUGAAUUUUAUGAUCACAUGAAACUGCCCUUGAAUAUGUGUGAUAAUAAAAAAUAUCAUCUUAGUCUACUUGUUUUAUUAUGAUCGUCGACCUUGUCUGUGGCACUAGUAGCCACGAGUGACAUACAAUUUGUAAAAUUCACUGUCAUGAUAAGCAAUAAAUAAUCAAUAUUCU
Lottia gigantea (owl limpet) is the source of this 967-nucleotide messenger RNA. RefSeq lists its product as hypothetical. The record is from RefSeq and is a predicted model, not a curated record. The transcript has 7 exons. Gene Ontology annotation, cellular component: mitochondrial small ribosomal subunit; ribosome. Gene Ontology annotation, biological process: translation; maturation of SSU-rRNA from tricistronic rRNA transcript (SSU-rRNA, 5.8S rRNA, LSU-rRNA); ribosomal small subunit assembly. NCBI's taxonomy places the organism in Eukaryota, Metazoa, Mollusca, Gastropoda, Lottiidae. Gene Ontology annotation, molecular function: mRNA 5'-UTR binding; structural constituent of ribosome; small ribosomal subunit rRNA binding. Bases 76 to 660 code for a protein of 194 amino acids.